CGCUGCCACAGCCGCCGGGGCAGCCCGCGCCCCUCGGCCCGCCGCGUCGCGCCGCCAGGAUGAAGCGGGCCGGGCCCUGGUGCCUGCUCUUGGCCGCAGCCUGCGCCCUGGGCCGGCCCCCGCCGUCCCGGGCCGCCGCGCGCUGCCACGCCGCCGGCGCCUGCUUCAGCGCCCACCGCGCCAACAGCUCCUACGCCGAGGCCCGCAGCGCCUGCGGCCGCCAGCGGGGCGGCCUGGCCUGGGUCAGCGGCGAGGCAGAGAUGCGCCUGCUGCUGGGGCUGCUGGCGGAGGCGGCGGGACCCGCGCCCUCGCUCUUCUGGGUCGGGCUGAAGAGGAGCGCGUCAGCCUGCACCCACCUGGAGCAGCCGCUCCGGGGCUUCUCGUGGGAAGGCGCCGGCGGGGCCAGGCUGGAGGCGCCGGCCGCGCUGGGCCAGUGGGCGGAGGAGCCCGGGCGCUCCUGCCUCACCGCCCGCUGCGCCGGGCUGUACCUGGCGGCAGCGUCGCCCGGAGGCGGCCCCAGCUGGGGCUGGAAGGAGCGGGUCUGCAAGCGGGAGAGCCACGGGUACGUCUGCAGGUACCAGUACGAGGGCGCCUGCCCCGACCUCAGCCCCGCCGGCGCUCUCGACCUGGACUACCGCCUCCCCUUCGAGGAGGGCAGCCCCGGGCCCGGCUUCAGCCCGCCUGGCACCGUGCUCACCGUGGCCUGCCCCGGCGGCGAGGUGCGGCUCACCUGCCAGCCCGAGCCAGGCGGCUUCGCCUGGAAGGGGGCGGCGGAGCCCCUGUGCCCCUGCAGCAGCCAGCGGUGCGCCGGGGCCGCCGCCUGCCGCGAUGCCGCCGGCGGCAUCACUUGUGCCUGCACCUCGGGCGGGCGGGACGGGGCGCCCUGUGCGGCCACUGGGCCGGCCCCCACCAGCGCCGUCGGCCCCGCGAAGUCGCCGGGUACCGAGGCGGAGAGGAAGCGGCCCUCCCUCCCGACGCCCGGCGGCUCCGUGGGGCCGCUCGCCGCCACCGCCGCCGCCGGCGGGGAGAAGACGGCCACCCCGCCGCCUUUCUCCUCCUCCUCCAGCUACGUUUUCAUCCUGGUGACGGUCGCGGUGGUGGUGCUGGUCAUCCUGGUCAUGACCGUCCUGGGGGUCUUCAAGAUCUGCUUCAACAAGAAACCCGAGGGCAGCGGGUAUAAGGAGCCGCCUGAGCCCGGCAGCAAGGUGGAGGGAGGUUUAGCGGAGCCGAACGGAGCAGCGGGCGGGGACUAAGCCCCGUUGCGGCGGGGACGGCGGGGGCCCCGUCCCUCGGGGUUGCCUCGAGCGGCGGCUCCAACCCCGGGGCCGCGCUCUGCUUACCCUGACUGUCUCGCUGCCAUCCCGGCUGCCGCGGGGAGCCGAGGACAAGGCGUCGUGGGACGUGGCUGAGAAGGACUUGCAGAUUGUCAGACGUAGGGGCAUGCAGCGACCCCCUUUUAAAGGCCUGGGAGCCUUUGGACAGUCAAUUUUUUGUUGGUCUGAAAAACAGUUAUUUAGGUGCUGACAUAAAUGUAGUGGCCUGGCUGACAGAAUAAUGGCUUAUAAUGGCUUAUCUGCAGCUGCAACCGUUGUGGGUUUUUAUCUUCUCAGAAAUUUUUCUUUGGGUGCCUUACUUGGAGCAAGUGUAAAAGGGACCACUUUGAGUGCUCGCAUCUUCUAAUUUAGCAGGCACUCCUUGUCUGAGUGGUACUUGGAGGCUCUCAUUUUCUUUCUAAUUGCUGGAACAUUUCAAGAGGUGAACUGCCAUAAUUUCGGAGGAAAUGAUGACCCGUACUCUUUCAGACUGACAUUCUUAGACAUGAAGAGCAUUUCUAUACUUAGAAGAUCAUGAAAUUGCUGAGGAAGUGGGAGGUUAAUAGGGAGUCCUUUUCAUACUUCAGUUGAUGAAAAGA
Apus apus (common swift) is the source of this 1912-nucleotide messenger RNA. RefSeq names its product C-type lectin domain containing 14A (gene CLEC14A). The record is from RefSeq and is a predicted model, not a curated record. Bases 60 to 1253 code for a protein of 397 amino acids. Gene Ontology annotation, molecular function: extracellular matrix binding; extracellular matrix protein binding. Gene Ontology annotation, biological process: cell migration. Gene Ontology annotation, cellular component: external side of plasma membrane; extracellular matrix. Lineage: Eukaryota; Metazoa; Chordata; Aves; Apodiformes; Apodidae. The transcript has a single exon.